This is a messenger RNA of Chelonus insularis, 2161 nucleotides long. RefSeq names its product mediator complex subunit 17 (gene MED17). Gene Ontology annotation, cellular component: core mediator complex; mediator complex. Gene Ontology annotation, biological process: regulation of transcription by RNA polymerase II. The transcript is spliced from 6 exons. The record is from RefSeq and is a predicted model, not a curated record. Gene Ontology annotation, molecular function: transcription coregulator activity. Lineage: Eukaryota; Metazoa; Arthropoda; Insecta; Hymenoptera; Braconidae. Bases 103 to 2064 code for a protein of 653 amino acids.
GUUCAACGUAGUUUACGUGCAUUAGUUAUUUCUACUUUUAACAUUUUUAUUUAUUAUUAGGAUUCUUAGAGAAGUUUAUGAUUAAUUUAUAAAUCUUGGAAAAUGGCUUAUUCAGUAAAUAUUUCAGUUGAAGCUCCGAUUGAAAAUCAAAUUCAAGAAAUUACAUAUGAUGGACAAGAAAUUUAUCAGGCGCCGUUAACUUUAUCUGAAAAUUUAGCAAAAAUAGCUCAGAAGAUAGAUUUCAGUAAAACAAAUGGCGAUGAUAUAACAAAUGAUGCAACUGAGAAUGGUGAUAAAAGUGAAGAAGAUGUUAAAGAUGCAGCAGCUUUUCAAACUUCAUUAUGGCCGUGGGAUAGUGUUAGAACAAAAUUAAGAAAUGCUUUGACAGAAGUUUGUGUCUUAGCUGAUGUGUUGGCUGUGGCAAAAGAAAAAAGAUAUAUGGUAUUAGAUCCAAUUCAACAAGAGCCUCCAGAUGUAAAGCCCAUGGUACAAGUGUAUGCAAGAAAAAAAGCUCUUGCUGGUGCAGCUUCGGUUCUUUUAACUGGUGCAGAACGAUUGAGAAAUUCUCAAAAUGAAUUGGCGAAAAAUCGAUCAGUUCCUGAAUUUCAUAUCGAACUGUUAAGACUUAGACAGAAUUGGCGACUAAAGAAAGUUUCCAAUUCUAUAAUUGGUGAUUUAAGUUAUCGAACAGCGGGAUCAAAAUAUACUCAAACAGGAAUGUUUGAAGUAACAAAAGCAGAAGAUGACGAAAAAGUCAAUUCUUGUAGUCCACCAGAAUCUCCAAACUCUAACUCUGGUGCAGGAGCGUUAAGUGUUACAGCAAGUGCUGGAACAAGUUCAGUUGUAAGUCCAGCUAAAAGCUCUUCGUUACGUGUAACGAUACCAAGUGAACUUCAAGGCGUUGCUUAUAUUGAAGUUUUAUGUAAAAAAGAUCAAGAUGAUUUAUGUAGUCCAAAUAUAAAUCUUCUAAACAGUAGUACAAGCUCGAAUGCUGACAUGCAUUGGCAGCAAAAACUUGAAGCAGCUCAAAAUGUUCUUUUCUGUAAAGAACUUUUCAGUCAGUUGGCCAGAGAAGCUGUUCAUCUACGAGCUCCAAUUCCUCAUAUGGUUGUUGGCAAUCAAAUAAUGGCUACAGUACUUCCUGGUAUUCAACUGAAUAUUGGAUUGUGUCAUAGUACUGGAAAUGAUAAGAAAACAGUACCUCCACCUCAAAAAACUGAUCAUGAUCACGUUUUGGAGCAUUCUUUGCAUCAAUUAUUACGAGAAGUCCAUCAUAAAAAUACUCAUCAUCCUUUUCCUCAUCCAUCAUCGGGUCCACUAGGACCAAGCAAACGACGUUGCAUUGCUGGACCAACUGCUGCUGAUCGAUAUGAACUUAUUGAAAUGACUAAAAGUCAAACACUUCUCGAACAAAUUAUUCAACAAGCUCGACACUUUUUCAUGAGAAUGCGUACGGAGUAUGUUUUAGAUACUAUUGCAAAAGAAGUUAAAGAUCCUCUUAUAGUUUCACACUGGAAUACUCUAAAUUCUCCAACACAGUCAUGUGUUAAAAUAAAUAUCUGGACAAAUGGAUAUGAUACAGUUUGUCGUACAUCAUUGGUCGUUCAUGUUGGAGAGAAAUCAUUGAAGUGUGUUUGCAGAGAUGGAAGAGUCAUGCACAUGAGUUAUGAGCCACAAGAAUUACGAAAUCUUAUCUUUUGCCAGAUUCAUCAACAUCAAAUAACAGCAGUACAAAAUUUAGCAAAAUGCAUGGGCUGGCAAUUUCUGGCAAAUAGUACACACCUUGGAUUAGGUGCUGUAGAGCCUCUUGGAAAUGCAAGCAGUUGUAUAUUAGCAUCUCCAAUAGGUGAUCGAAUGAUAGCAGUACGAUGUGAACCACAAACCGGUGUUCAAGUUGCUAUAGCUCAUUCACCCAGGAAAGAUUUCUUCCCAGGACAAUUGGUACGUGAACGAAAGUGGGAAAAUUUAGGUGGCUCAUUUAAAGAAGUUCGAUGGGAUAAAAUGGAAGGAAAGAAUUUUCUCAACAAAAUGGAAUUAUUAAUGGCAUCUCUUACAAGUUCUUAAAUUUAUAAAUCAUUAGUAUUAUUUAAUGUAAAUAUCAAAAUACUUAAAUAAACAUUAUAUGAAUUUAUAUAAUGUUCGGAAACUUUUUUAAUGAAGA